Messenger RNA from Cinara cedri, 7821 nucleotides. Lineage: Eukaryota; Metazoa; Arthropoda; Insecta; Hemiptera; Aphididae. The record is from the annotation of a GenBank genome assembly.
AUGUAUACAGAAGACGCAGAACUAUUGACGGUGGCUCGAUCAGGUGGUCAGUUAAAAUAACAGAACAAAAUUCAACAAUAAUAUCGUGUCAUAAAAUUUGUAGUUUUAGGUAUUGAGCAUACAUUCUGGCCUCUGGACAAUAUAUUAUAACGAAUAUGUACACUCAUUAAUGACUUUAUAUAAAAUAGAAUUACACAAAUUAAUGUAGGUACUUACACGGCUACAUAUAUACAUGAAAUUUGCGAAAACAUGACUAAUAUUUAAUUAUAAUUAUAAUUGAAAUGGAUUAUAUUUUACUAUGAUAUAGUGAUAAUGUCUUUACGUUAUUCGAUUUUUAUCAAUAUCAUUAGCGGAGUGAUGUUUUUUUUUUUCUGAAGUCUAGAGCAUUUCCAGUAAAAUAAAAUGAAUCAGAACUGUACAAAAAUAUAUUAGAUGUUUCUGUACUUAGCCUUUGUCGUUAACAUAAUAUCUAAUGACAAAUUACUGCCCAUAAAUAUAAUUUAAAAAUUAGAAACGUAUACAGUAUAGUAGGUACCAUUACUAAAAUUAUUUGUUCGAUGUUAGGUGUCUACAUGUUAUGGGAUCUGUACAUUUUUAUAUUCCUUAUUACAAGUAAAAUUAUUUUCUUUUUUUUGAAUGGUUUGAUUUUUCACUCGGUAAAUAAUGUCUUGAACUCUUUUAGGAAUAUUUUUUGUUUGUCCCCUUAACCUUAAUAACAACCUUCAAUUAGAAAAUACGUAAAAAAAAAAAAAAAGAAGGAAAUUAGAGUGUAAAAAUUUUGUAUCUUUGAAUACCAGCUAUAUGAAAAAAUCGGUGCAUUAUUUCUGUACUUAACCGAUUUGGUAUUUUCAACAAAAAAAUUAAACCGCUUGGAUGGAGUUUUGAGAAUUUCAAGAAUAAGUUUCAUGCAAAGUAGAAAAUUGGCAUUCUUUAUGGUAUCGCAUGAAAAUAUCAGAACGUUUUUACAAUCGUUUUCAUUAUAAUAUAAUAUAUUAUAAUCAUUUUAAUUAGUGAUAGGCGGAACCGACUAGUUUUGGCUGUUGAUAGUUUAAAAAACACUUGAGUGUUUUUAACUAUUGACAGAAUAAAAACAACCGGGUACUUUUUCAACUGAAUAGAUAUUAUCAAUAGAAUUAACUACUGGAUAGUUGAUAGUGUCCAGUUUUGGCCCGAUAGAUUUUGGGAGCCGGUGCAGAAUUUUGCGGGGCUCCGUGUUUAUUUACAUAAAUAUAUAAUCUAUAAUUAUUUAUUUGAUUUUCUAACGGACUUACUUUAAUUUUAUAUAAUUGUGCAACAUUCGAGGUCUACUAACGAGUUUUACUACACAAUUUUAUAUUUGUGUAUUUAAUAAAAUAAUAGAACUACCUAUGUAUGUGUAAAAAAUAAAUUAAAUUUAUAGUUGUUUACAUAUUUUAAUUGGUACAAAAUAUACUGUAAAAGUAACAUUGUAUAUUAAUAUUAUCAACACUAACAUUUAUUUUUGAUAACCACUAAAUUUAAAAAAAAAUAGUAUCCAAUUCAAUCUUUCAAUUGUAUAUGGGUAGUAUACAGAGUGUAACAUAGAGAUUUGCCACUUGAAAUAACUUCUGUUCUAUUCAAUAUUUUUGUAUGUGUUUUUUUUAAUAAUUAGUUUGUUUCUGCACUACAGUUUAUAUAUUAUUAACAUUUUUUUUGUUAACACAUUCGUGGACAGCUACUGCUAUAGCAGUAGAGUAUAUAUUGUUAAAAAAAACACACUCCUGUAAUAGCAGUAUUAUUUUCAAUGGUUUUAUAUGUUAGACAAUAUUUUACUGUCAAAUUACAACACUUCAAAACAUUGGGCAUAUUAUUUGUNUACCUUAAUUCUAUAUUAAAAUACAGGAAGUUAUGGAAUGAUUCUAGUUUAGCUCCAUUGCGAUUAUUUUUUCAAAAUGUGUGUUUUAAUGCUUAAUCCAUUAAUAUGAUCAAAACUUUCCUAUUGCACUUAAUUUUAUAGUUUUUGUACAUAAACUUGAAAAGUAGCUGUAUUCAAUUUGAAUGUGUAUAAUUUUAAUGAUAUCAUUAGAUUUUUUUGCUAAUCUUGAUUUAAUCUCCAGUUUAAAUAAUUUAAAUUUAGAUGCAGCGCUCUCAACAUUUUUUUAAAAUAUUAAUUACAGGGAAUUAUUUGAUAUAAUAAAGAGUUCCUAACAGACUUGACUAGAUUUAAGAAGGAGGCUCAUAUUAAAUAUAAAACAAAUAAUGUUUAUUCAGAUUAUUUAAAAUUUUUGGAUUUAUGAAAAAAAAAAAUGCAAAUAUUUAUGUCAUCGUAUACAUGGGAAUCAUAUUUUUAAAAUCAAAAAUAUUAUAAACCUAAAUUAUAAAUCUUUUUGGAAAUAUAUUAAAACUCUAAAGUCUAAUAAAUCGAGUAUUUCUUCUUCAGUUAUGUUGGAUGGUAUUGUGGUUGAUAGUAUUUAGAAUAGAUAUUUAUAAGCUGUUUGCAAAUUAUUUCUCUUCCGUGGAUUCAGACAAUAAAAUUAUUAUUGGUCAACACGAAAUAUCAUAUAGGUACAAAAUAUUAUCCUGCUCUUAACUUAAAUUUGUGUACUAUUUUUGAAACAGAAAUACUUGGCUCUGUAAGUGAUGUAAAAGGAGCUGGAUCGCACGGUUUAUAACCUGUAUUUUGAAAAUCAUCUCUCUGUACAAAAUCAAACCUCUACUCAUCUACACUAAUAUCAUCAACUAUCAUCAAUUAAUACAUUUAUUGCUCUACUCAGAAUCUAAAAUUAUAACUUUAAAAAAUGCAAAAUAUGAGUUGCAGUUUGGUUCGUUGUUACAUAAUUCAAACUUUGAGAAAACUAAGAAACUAAGAAAACUAGAUUUUGCAGUAAAAUUUACACUUUCCUAGAAAUUUACAACCCUAGUCAUAACUAAUAAAAUAAUAAAUAAUAUUAUGAAUAAUGGAAAAUUGUCACUACAAUUACCUUUAUACCUACCUAUUCAAAGGCAUUAAAAUUUUCCCGAAUUUACAUAAACUUCUGUAAAUACCGCCUACAAAUUACUAUUUAGGUAAGCUUAGCAUCUUGUGAAUGUUCAUUUUCGAUAUUCAAAUUCUUCAUUAAUUCACAUAGAAUGAGUCAUAUCAAAUAUUAAUCCUGUAAACAUUUUAAUUACUCUUCCGGAAAAAAUCAAAUUGUUAAGCUUAGUUUUAAAAUUUAUUUGUAAUUUUUAGUAACUACUGUAUUAGUUCUUGUGUCGUUAAAACAUAUUUACUCUGAAAAAAUACAAAACCAGCAUCUAAGUAUUUAUUUUUAUUUGCAUUGAAUUUUUAAAUAUUUAUCUAUAUAUUGGUACCUAAAAUAUACUUUAUUAAUUAAAUAUAUAAUAAGCAAGCUUAAAUUGAACAUGGUAAUUAUAAUACACUCUAUUACUUAUUAGUGUGAUAACAUUAAUAUUAUCAGGAAUUGCGUUAGAUUUCAAACAAACAUAUUUCAAUAUGGGAUUAUUUAGGCAAAAUUUUAUUUUUGAUCCAUAACAAUACAAAUCUUAUGAUGGUAUUCUUUGAAUAGCUUAAAAUCGAAUUAAGAUUAAGUUUUAUAAUUUAAAACCAUAAUAUCCGAGUUUGUUUACUUUUAACUGGUAAAGUUCAAUUUCUGAAUUGUGUACACACAUUGAAAAGGAAUACAACACAUUGAAUGUUAUGAUAUAUUAAACUUUAUUCCUUUCUCAUUAUUAGAACAAGCUAAUUCUAUAUUUCAAAUGGUUGCAGAUUUAACAAAUUUACAGCCACCUCUUUCAGAAGUAAUUAAAAAUAAAAUGUAAUUAUUUAAAAAAUAAAUAUGGAGUACAUAUAUAUAUAUUUAUUAAUAAAAUUGUAAUCAUUAAUAAAAUAAAUUAAUCAUUUUUAAAGUUAUGCAGUCUAUGUUUAUUCACUGUGUAUUUAUUCAUUUUUGAAUAUAUUUAACUAUACAUAUUAUCAUCUUGAUAUAAUUAAAACUAAACAAUUGAUACUGUAUAAAAAUAUUGAAAGGAAUUUUCAAAAUUUUUUAGGGACUAAGUAUUUAGGUACCAAUAAAUAUAAGGUUUACAUAGUAUACCUACAUUAAUCUAAUCUAAUUUAUGGAUAAAUAAUAAUUGUUAUAACAGAAAUUGAGUUAAAUAUUAGAAUAAUAAGGUAUUUAGUUUUAUAAUAAAAUAAAAAUUAUAAGUAAGGGAACUCUGACCAUUUCUUUGGUAAAAAACUAUUAAAAUUAAAUAAAAAUUAAAAAAGUUAUAAAUGUGAGCUUGUAACAAAGUAAAUAAAAUUAUCUGUAAUCACUAUAAUAUUCAAAAUUAAUGUAAUUAUACAUUAUUGCCUAUCGUAUGAUUAUGAAUUCUAAUUGGUAUAAUAAUAGUAAAUAAUGUCCUAGUAUUAAUAACUAAAAAAAAAAAGAGAAAACCGAGUAUAAUUGAAGGCACCAAUGCAAUAACAUGGUACGUCCAAAUUUACAAUUGUUCAGGAGACACAAAAAACAUUUUUUUUUCUAUGGAUUAGAAAAAUUUUAAAAUGUUAAAGUAUUAUAAUAUUGAUUGAUACAUGGAUCUAUCUCAUAUAAUUACAUGAAUAGCGCAUUUUAAUUAUUAUUUAAUAUAAUAAACAUAAUAAUAUCCAAAAUAUUUAAAUAUUAGUUUUUUUUAGGCACAAUAACAGAAUGGUUGUUGCACCGAAUUUUUUUUAUAGGUUAUGAAUAAAUAAUUUAAAAUAAGCAAAUUUAAUGAAUAUACGUGAUUUUGAAUCAUGAAACAUUAUUUGAAUAGUAUAAAUUUACAUAAUAUUAAUAACACUAUUUUAAAAUAAAAUAAUUGAUCAUUAUUAUUAAAAAUGAAUAGGUUUUCAUUCAGUUUAUAAAAAAUGAAAAUAAAAACAUACAAGAUUUUUAUAAGUAUAUUUUAUUAAAUAUAAGAUUUCAAAUUGUGUCCCCUCAAUAGUCUUUUAAGUUGUCUAAAAAAAUUAAAACAACUUUUAAUGUAUAAAAAAUAACAAUACAUGAUUAAUCAUGAGAAAUAAUAUUUGAAUAAGUAUACUAUAGUAAAUGUAAGUUUUUCACUUGUUAAAAUGAUUAUCAAUAUUAGUGCGUCCACAGUUUAGCCAAUAUUAUAUAAUUAACUGGCUAUUAAACAAAACAAUGCAUACAAUAAUAAUUACUAAUAUUAUUAUCAAAUUCAUUACAUACCGUUAAUGCACCAAAAAAAAAAAAGUGAUAACAGAGUAGGUAGAUUCGUAGAUUAGAUUGGCGCAAGAUUGGUUAUUGAACUGAUCGAUAGAAAAUAUUUUUCCCGAAAUUUUGAUGUAUAAAACCCAUUUUCGAAAUUUUGGACGUAUCUCGUUCUUAAGGCCUUUAAUUUGUCUGUUUGUCAUAGUUAAACAACGAAAUCUGGAAAUUACACGUAACUCGAUUUCGACAGAAUUUUGCGUGCAAAAUUCGGUUAUCUAUCUACCAAUAAGUCAAUACAAUAUGAAAUAAAUGGAGAUGACGAAAAAUAACGUGAAUUUAUCUGUCUUCGCUACCGCGUUGGGUAUGUAUGAUUAAGUGCGGGUUAUUAUGCUAUUUCCUUUUGGUUGGACAUUUGGUAAUGCGAUUAUUGUGUUAUUGCGACUGGAGUGGACGGGGAUCGCCUUCUAAGAUCCUGCAGUCCAGUAUGAUCAUUGUUAAUCUGAGGGUGACUACCUAUAAUCGAUUAGAUCUGUCUUCUUUAGACCAUCGUUUGCUAUAUGAAAAACUAUCAAAUCUUGGACAAUUCCCAAUUAUCCAAUUGUCUAAUUCUAAUAGAGUGAAACCUCUGAAAUGCGGACACCACUCUUGGACACCGGACAUUUGUUUGUUAUUCUUAGGGUUCUGUUGUCCUGAGGACAUGGAUGUACCUACAAGGGUGCAGGAAAGGGUUCACUGGGCUUAAACACUUCCCCAUUAGUUGUAUUUAAAUUAGAUUUGGAGCGUAGGGAGGAAUUUAUUAGUUUUACUGUGAUGUGUGUUUUUUUUCUGUCUGUAAACAACUUAUCGAAAAGUAAUCUUACUUCGAUGUAUAAAGUAGAGUGUAGAUAUGUACAUUUAGGUUACUGAUAAAUCAAUAUAAAUAGGUAACUCAAAAUGGUGAACAAUAACGUGAAUUUAUUUGCUUUUGCUAUCGUAUAGGGAACUCGGAUUUAUUUUAUAGUGUAAUAAUUUAUCCUAUUGUAGGUAGGACACCAGUCAGAUUUAUAAUAUAACCCAAACCCCAAACAGGUAUAUUGUAGAAUCCUAUUAAAUUGGAAUCUACUUAUGUGGAACUACUACAGGAAAACUUUAAUAAUAAUCUUUUUAUAGAAAAUGUAAUAUUUUUCUUGGAAAAUAAUGAGUAUACGAAAAAUGUUAUUUCAUUAUUUUUUCUAGAUAUUAUUAAGCUCUAAAAUUAAGGUCCUAUACAUUUUUAUGCCAAAUGUAAUAGUUUUAUACAUACAUUUUAACAACAACUUACUUACCUCCUGUCAUUUUCAACCCAAAGUCAGCACCAGAAGAGGUUGAGUAAUGCUUUCCAAAUUUUACCCAAAUUUUUUUUUUAUGUGACUUAACAAAUCCAGUGGGUAUUGACUAAAUAUAAUUAAGUUUAAAACAAUAAGGGUCACUCUAAUAAUCUUGUAUUGAGUGUACUGACUAAUAUUAUAAUUUAUAUUAACUAUAAUAAGUACAUAAGUAGUAUGGAUAGAUGAAUAACUUUACAAUAAAAUUAAACGGUGUAGAACUGUUUCUAUUUAAACUUUCACAUAACUUAGCCACAAUACAUAUAGAUGAUCAAGAAAGUUGAUUAUUAUGUUAAAUUUUCUGUUAUAUAAAUAUUUAGUUUCAAUUAUUCAGUAUAUUUAUUUCAUAAAACAUUAAGUAUCUAUAACAUUAAUAAUUAUUAUAUUAAUGCACUGUUUAUUAAAUAAUCAUUUUGAUAAAAGCAAAAUAAUAUAAUAGGAUAUGUAGACUUCAUUCACAUAAUGGAUAUUAUAAAACAUUUUACUAAUUAUCUAUAAAUAUAUAAAAUUCUAUGUAAAUUUUAAUACAAGUAGGUAUAAAAUAUAUGUAUAUAUAUAUAUGAGCAUUUAGGUAAUAUAAUAUGUAAGUACAUAACAUAUUCAAGACAAAAGGUUUUAUAAAAUCAAAUAAGCAUUGAUAUUAUUGAUUUUGAAGUUUGAUGACACAUGUCAAAAGUGACAUGUCACAUGACACAAAUAAAAAUAUGUUUAAAGCAUUUUACUUGAAUAGAUAAUAAGUUAGGGAUAAUAUUAUACCAUAAUGUAUACUUUUUUUUUAAUACUAGUAUUUAUAUUUUAAAUAAAAUGUAUUACAUCCAAAAAAAAAAUAAAUACAUAACAAUAAUAAUGAUAGUAUAACUAAAAAUAAAAUUUUCCUUUAAAUAAUUUUUAUUACCAUAAAAAUUUGAAUAUUAUGUCAAAAACUUAAAAUUUAAAUAUUUUUGGACUGUCAAUGUUUCAUUAAUAUCAACCUGUGUUUAAUUUAAUGAUAAAUGUUUUUUGUCACACUCAAUUAUCCUAUGUUCAAUUUUUAUUUUCUAAUACAGUGUUUCUCAACCAGUGGCUGCAUUUAUAGGCAAAGAAAGGUAAAUGAUAAUAAUUUGGGUGUUUCCUUUACUGCUAAAGCUAAAUUUACUGAUAAAAUAAUACUAAUUAUCAAAGAUUCAAUGUCAUUAUUGGACCAAAAACUUGAUUAUUACUUUUCAUCGCUGGAUUUGAAAUUGUUUGAUUGGGUGAGGAAUCCAUUUAAUCCUAGUUUAGAAACCGUACAUCUUUCAUUAAAAGAGGAAGAAGAACUUGCAGAACUAAAAAGUGAUCACACUCUUUAA